Molecule: messenger RNA, 2007 nt
Organism: Brettanomyces nanus
Lineage: Eukaryota; Fungi; Ascomycota; Pichiomycetes; Pichiales; Pichiaceae
Exons: 1
Coding region: 1-2007 (668 amino acids)
Biological process (GO): DNA-templated transcription initiation; RNA polymerase II preinitiation complex assembly
Cellular component (GO): transcription factor TFIID complex; SLIK (SAGA-like) complex; SAGA complex
Molecular function (GO): protein heterodimerization activity; DNA binding; TBP-class protein binding
Source: RefSeq, a predicted model, not a curated record
AUGGACCAAGGUCAGAGAUCAAAUCAGGGUAACAUGUCUCAACAAUCAUCUCCUCAGACGAGUAACACGCCGAUGAAUCUCUCGACGCCAACACUAUCUGCUGCGACUCCUGUUUCAACGAGUCCGCAGCCUCAGCAAGGACAAGGACAGUUCCCGCAUAUUACACGUCAACAAGCACAACAAUUGCUUAUACAGUUUAAUAUAGAGAAGGAAGGUGCGCAUAGUGCUGGAACACAAAGCCCCGAAGGUAGGGAGCACGUGAGAAAGGCUGAGAGGAUCAAGGCCAUUCUUAUUAGUUAUAAUAGAAGACAGAAGAUGCUUGCGGCCCAAAGGCAGCAACAACGAGACGCAGCAGCAGCAGGAACAACUGCUGUUACGGGAGGAAUGCCACCUCAAUCAAUGGGUACUGCACAGCCUCUGCAGGGGGAUACCCAACUCAACCGAAUAGCCUCACAGAACCAGAUUCAUCCGGUUGGCAGCCAGGUUGGAUCAACCAUGCGUUCACCAAUGGUUCAGAUGCAGGGUUCUAGCGACAAUCUAUUUCAGAACAGUCAGGGAAGCCAGCAGGGUCAUCCAGAUAUUUCAUCAAUGACCCUUGUUCAACAGAUGCUGAUUCAGAAGCAACAACAGCUGGCCAAGUAUCGGCAAGUAAUGAAGCUGGCGGAACAGUUCAGAAAUCAGUUACGGGCUAUUGAAAGCAAGAAGAGCGAACCUAACAUAGCACCAAAUGUAAUGGGCCAGCUUGAUCAGAAAGAGCACGAGAUAAAGACGCGGAUGGAUCAGUGCAGACACUAUUCCCAGCAGAUUUCCAGCCGACUUCGGCUUCUGCAACAGAAAAUCCAACAACAGCAAUCACAACAGCCUCAACAGUCUCAACAGCAAUCGCAGUCUCAGCCUUCGAACUCUUCUCCUCAAUCACAACAGCAGUCUUCUUCUCAACAGUUCCAAUCUCAACUGACUCCUCAGCAGAAACUGGCUUUGCAGCAACAAGUACUUUUCCAAAGAAAACGCCAGCAGCAGCAGCAACAACAACAACAACAACAGCAGCAGCAACAGCAACAGCAACAGCAACAGCAACAGCAGCAGCAGCAGCAACAACAACAACAACUGCAACAACAGCAGCAGCAGCAGCAGGCAAUACAAUCAAAUGCACAGUCGCAAAGUCCUGUUCAAAAUUCCACUGGUGGGCAGACACCUAUUGGGACUCCAUCGUCAGUUCAAACUCCUGGCUCCACUCUUUCUUCAGCUGCCUCAAAGAUGGCAAAAUUCAAGACACAGAGAAAAAAUCAGAUAAAAAAAUCACAAGGAAGCAAAACGAAGAUGGAUAAAACACCAAGUAUCCUUGAUCAGAAGCAAAACGACACCCAGUCUGCCAAUACUACCAGCACAACUAUCACUAACGUAAAUGCGGCAGCAUCAAAGCCUAUCACUACUCCUGCCGCCAGUACUGGCAUGACUGCAUCGCCAUCAGGUAGUUAUAGUACGAGACCGAGAUUCCAGAACAUUUCCAUUCCUGAAGAAUUGAAAGUGCCAACACCGGAACCUGCAUCGGUUAAGCUGAACAACCGUCCUUCUCUUAUCGGUGGAAAUGCUAUCGAUGCUCCUGCAUUGACCAAUCCAACCAUUGUGAGACCGCAACAUUUUGAUAUAGAAGGUGAAAGAGUAUUGAACAAGCGAAAACUUCGGGAAUUGGUUCGGUACGUGGCCUCAGAAGAAGGUGAUACAGAGGUGACAAUCGACGGAGAUGUUGAAGACUUACUUCUUGAUCUGGCGGACGAGUUCGUCACCUCCGUGACUUCCUUCGCUUGCAGAUUAGCAAAACAUAGAAAAUCAGACACGCUGGAUGUCCGAGAUGUGCAGUUGCACCUGGAAAGAAACUGGAAUAUCCGGAUACCUGGCUACGCUGCCGAUGAGAUUCGUUCUACUAGGAAGUUCGUGUCAAAUUCCGCUCACCACUCGAAAGUGAAUGGGCUCUCGAUCAACAAGAGUGUGAAUCGGGGUAAAUGA